AGAUUGCAGUCGCGCUCCGUGUUUUACUCGUAUUUGAUGGAAUAUCCAAUUGGCAAGCAUUUGGACAGGCACAUAUCAUUUUAUCUAACUCAGCUAAGUUACGAGAUGCAGCCUGGCAGAUUGAGCGCAUUGGAAAUGAUGCACACCAUAAUCACGGGUUUCCCAUUAAAAACUUUAAUCGCAAGAUCAGGAUAUAUAUUUCUGAUGGCCGGUGUAAGAUUGAUAAACGAUGAUGAUCCGACUUGCCGUAAGCUUUGUGCAAAAUGCAUAAAAGAAAUGAUUAACCGGAUGCCCUCCAACGAGAAAAACAAACUGUUCGAGAUAGUUAUUGAAUGGUUAAAAGAUGACAAGGUAAUUACUGAUUAUCGUGAAUCUUUAAAUAAUGAGCUCUUUCCUUCGAAUCAGUCUCAACGAAGAAGCGAGUCUUUUUUAUAGAAACAUAAAACAGCAUGAAAUACUAACAAUUUGU
Messenger RNA from Dinoponera quadriceps, 469 nucleotides. Its product is annotated as small subunit processome component 20 homolog. Lineage: Eukaryota; Metazoa; Arthropoda; Insecta; Hymenoptera; Formicidae. The record is from RefSeq and is a predicted model, not a curated record. The transcript is spliced from 2 exons. Bases 37 to 435 code for a protein of 132 amino acids. Gene Ontology annotation, cellular component: 90S preribosome; nucleolus; small-subunit processome.